AUGCGAGUUGGAGUGCUUAAAGGCAACGGUAUCGGUCCCGAAAUCAUGAGGGCUACGCAACGCGUUCUCGAAGCUACUGGUGUCCCAAUUGAGUGGCAGGACAUCUUGAUAGCUGAAGAAGCAAUUGAUAAAUACGGGCACCCGCUUCCGCCCGAGACCGUUGCCCAACUACAAUCGGUCGGCGUGACCAUCAAAGCCCCAAUCAUUGCUCACAAACUUGUGGGCCGCAUCACAUGCGAUCAUCCUGGUGGGACUUCAGCAACUUAUCCAUCAUUGAACAACGCCAUCAGACAAGAGUUAGGGCUCUUUGUGAACCCCAGGCCUAUCCAAGGUUUCCCGGGCGUCUCCGGACGUCAUGAGUCUCUCGAUGUUGUCAUCAUGAGAGAGGUUACUGAGGACCUAUAUUGUGGCAUCGAACAUACGAUUGGCAACGACAUAGCCGCUGAGGCCAUCAAACUAACGACACGCGAAGCCGCAACUAGAGUUGCUCGAUAUUCGUUCGAGUACGCGCGCAGACACGGCCGCAAACGAGUCACCUGUCUUCAUAAAGCCAAUGUCCUCAAUCACACCGAUGGACUAUUUCUUCGUUGUUUCCGCGAAGUCAGCAAAGAUUUUGAAGAUAUCGAAGCCGACGACCUCAUGAUUGAUGCCGCGUGCUAUCUGAUUGUGCGCGAUCCAAAACGAUUUGACGUCGUAGUCGCUGCGAACCAGUAUGGAGAUAUUUUCUCUGACCUGGCUGCAGGACUAGCAGGAUCCUUAGGUUUGGCUCCAGGGGUGAAUGUAAGCGAUGGUAUUUCUGUCUUUGAAGCUUGUCAUGGCGCCGCCCCCGACAUUGCAGGUAAAGGCAUUGCCAAUCCUUUAGCGCUGAUAUUGAGUGGAGCUCUGCUUCUUGAGUCAAAAAACCAUCACAGAGAGGCCGAAGCGAUUCGGAAGGCCACGCGUUUUGUGGUCGGCAAACAAAAGACUCUCACCCCAGACUUAGGUGGCAUGGGUACUACAGAGUCUCUAACAAAUGCAGUGGUAGAGGAAGUGAAGCUUAUCAUGGCUGGUAAAUAA
Messenger RNA from Colletotrichum truncatum, 1056 nucleotides. Its product is annotated as isocitrate dehydrogenase (nad(+)). Gene Ontology annotation, biological process: tricarboxylic acid cycle; isocitrate metabolic process. Lineage: Eukaryota; Fungi; Ascomycota; Sordariomycetes; Glomerellales; Glomerellaceae. The record is from RefSeq and is a predicted model, not a curated record. Gene Ontology annotation, molecular function: isocitrate dehydrogenase (NAD+) activity.